UACUUCCAUAGUUCCAUUAUCAUCUACACUAGAAGUUUUCAUCCUUUACUCCCACAACAUACCUUACAAUGGAAAACACUAUAAAUAAAACCUCUCUCUUCUUUCUUAUUUGUCUGCAAUACCUCUUUUCUCCAACUCUCUCUCAAUUUUCCCUUCCAUGCAACGACGAAGACAAGCAAAUCCUCCUACAAGUAAAAAAAGAAUUCCGAAACCCCUCACUUUUCUCCACAUGGAACGCCAACACCGAUUGUUGCAACUCUUGGCGCUUCGUCAGUUGCAACAAUGAUUUGCGGCUAGGCCGGGUUUCUAGCCUGUCCUUCGACAACGUGAAUGAAAUCACCGGUCAAAUCCCUCCGACAAUCGGAAACUUGACGUAUCUGAAGGUCCUUCGGUUCUCAAGGCUGCCCAACUUAAUAGGACCUAUUCCGGAAACCAUCACUAGGCUACCCGAUCUUGAAGUUUUUACGAUUACACAAAACAAAAAACUUAGUGGCUCCAUGCCUAAUUUCUCAGAUCAGAUGAAAAGCGUUGGGACAAUUGAGCUCUACUCUAACAGCUUUACUGGUACUAUCCCUUCAUCUUUGUCCCUCGUACCAAACCUCUUUAGAUUGGAUCUCUCAAGCAACAAGCUAACUGGUUCAAUCCCGGUGAGCUUUGGCUCAUUCAAGCGCAAUGUGGAUCUCAAACUAAUGAACAACAAGUUAUCAGGGACGAUCCCGAGAUCUUUAGCUCAGGCAGAUUUAUUAGGACUCGACGUGUCCGGUAACCAGUUCACCGGAGAUGUAUCGUUUAUCCUAGGCGGAACUAGACUUAACGAUUUCAUUAUAAGGCAAAAUCACUUCAAGUUUGAUUUCACCAAUGUUAGGCUUUCCCAAAACCUAGGGAUUAUUGACAUUGCUCACAACGAGAUAUAUGGAUCCAUUCCCAAGGAAAUCGGGCAGCUUCCAGUUUUGCAAACCAUUGAUUUCAGCUACAACCAGCUUUGUGGCCCGAUCCCCUCGAGUUUGAAGCAGUUCAAUUCUUCCGCGUUCGCCCACAACAAGUGCCUUUGCGGUGCUCCUUUACCCCCGUGCAAGUAAUAUUUAUGUUUAUUGCUCCUUUGUUUCUGGUUCCGUGUUAUGAAGAAUGUUUGAUCUUAGCUUUUGCUUAAUUUAAUUUGGACAAGAAGCAAUAAGCUUACACCAUGAAGCAACUUGUAAGCUAGAAGUUAUUUUAUCAGCAUAUAUGUGAGUGAAUUGAUACUGUGCUAUAAUGCUAUUUUAUUAACUUUUACGUGAGUAGAAUGCUUAGCAAUUUGUAUCAACAAACAAAAAUAAGUUCAUAAUUUUUGUUUUUUA
Molecule: messenger RNA, 1337 nt
Organism: Beta vulgaris subsp. vulgaris (sugar beet)
Lineage: Eukaryota; Viridiplantae; Streptophyta; Magnoliopsida; Caryophyllales; Amaranthaceae
Product: polygalacturonase inhibitor-like
Exons: 2
Coding region: 69-1079 (336 amino acids)
Molecular function (GO): protein binding
Source: RefSeq, a predicted model, not a curated record